Messenger RNA from Phalaenopsis equestris, 7607 nucleotides. RefSeq lists its product as uncharacterized. Gene Ontology annotation, cellular component: membrane. NCBI's taxonomy places the organism in Eukaryota, Viridiplantae, Streptophyta, Magnoliopsida, Asparagales, Orchidaceae. The transcript is spliced from 9 exons. Gene Ontology annotation, molecular function: protein binding; ATP binding; ATP:ADP antiporter activity. Bases 27 to 7568 code for a protein of 2513 amino acids. Gene Ontology annotation, biological process: nucleotide transport; protein phosphorylation. The record is from RefSeq and is a predicted model, not a curated record.
UUCCUGGCAUCUAUCAUAGUUAUUCAAUGGUGGAAAUUAUUAGUGUUAACAGACUCUUAAUUAUUCUCUUCUCUGUUUGUUUAUCUUCCAAACAAUUGUUAGCAAUUGGAAGAAGUCAUACAGACUAUGAAUCACUCGUUGCGUUCAAGAAUCAAGUUCUAAAGCAAAGCAAUGUGGAUUCUUUCAUCAUUUUCGCAAGCUCAUGGAAUGCCACCAACCACUUUUGCUCAUGGGAAGGGGUCACGUGCAGCUACAAACACCGCUACAGAGUCACGGCCUUGGAUCUCCAUUCUGUCGGGUUGGUCGGCCCUCUUCCUCCUUCCAUAUUCAAUCUCACCUUCUUGAGAAGGCUUGAUCUCAGCGACAACAAACUCUAUGGUGAGAUCCCUUCAAUUCUAGCUUGCUUACCACGACUACAAAAUCUUAACUUGAGCUUUAACUCCUUUGAUGGAGACAUUCAUGCUAUUCUGACAAUGAACCAUAGCUCUGUUCUCCAAGUUUUGGACCUUGCCAACAACCAUAUGAUCACAGGAAAAAUUCCCCCUACUAUCAGCUACAUGUCGCCACUCAAAUUCCUCAGACUCUCGAAAAACAACAUCAUUGGCACCAUCCCACCUUCACUUACCAAUCUAUCCUUCUUGGAAGCUUUUUAUGUCGCAUAUAACCAUCUAGAGGGAGGCAUCCCACCAGUGAUUGGUGUUCUUCAUAACUUAAAAUUUCUCAGUGUGUCUGAUAAUAAACUUUCAGGUAACAUUCCUUCUUCCUUCUACAACCUAUCAUCACUACGUAACUUUUCGAUGACAAAUAAUCACCUCUCUGGUUACAUUUCAGGUAAUAUUGCCCAAUCUUUUCCAAACCUUGUAUCCCUUUCUUUUGCUGUAAACAGUUUCAUUGGUUCACUUGAUCAAGCUCUUCGAAAUGUGACCAGCUUAGUCCACUUGGACAUUAGCCAAAAUAAUUUCACAGGAGUGGUGCCACCAGGCCUUGGAAAAAUGUAUAAUCUUAUACGCCUCAAUAUGGAAUUUAACCAACUUGAUGCAAAUGAUGCAAAGGAAUGGAGAUUUCUUGAUUCACUAACUAAUUGCACCAGCUUAAAAAUUUUAGGCCUUCGUAGUAAUAACUUUCAUGGAAUACUUCCAAAAUCAUUUGGGAACCUCUCCAUUGAGCUUCAACUAAUAACAUUAGGAUGGAAUCACAUUUUAGGAAGACUCCCCUUUGAACUUGAUAGGUACACCAAUCUAAUUGCUUUAGGGAUGGAGAGCAAUCUCUUGGAAGGUUCUAUACCCGAGACCAUUGGAAUGCUUGGAAGGCUACAAAGUUUAUCUUUUUUUGAGAAUGAUCUUACGGGAAUUAUUCCUCACUCCUUAGAAAAUCUCACAAGACUUAGCAUGCUAAAUUUAGGAUCUAAUGAAUUAACAGGCCAUAUACCUUCUAGCCUAAAAAAUCUUCAGCAUCUUUCUUAUUUGGAUCUCAGUCAAAAUAAUCUAACAGGCAGCAUUCCGAGAGAAAUUUUUUUCAUUCCUUCAUUUUCACUUGCUUUGUAUCUGUCUUAUAACUUUUUCACUGGGUCUCUACCAGUAGAGGUUGGUCUUCUAAUAAAUCUCGUCUCCCUUGAUUUUUCUAAUAAUAAUUUGAGUGGAGAAAUUCCAAAAACACUUGGAAGCUGUCAAUCGUUGCUUGAAUUAAAUAUGGGAUACAACUUCUUCCAAGGCCCCAUCCCUAUUUCACUAAGUAGUUUGACGAGUCUUGAAAUACUAGACCUUUCACAUAAUAAUUUAUCAGGUGUUAUUCCUCAAUUUCUACAAAAUUUUACAUUUCUUAUGAACUUGAAUCUAUCAUUCAAUAAUCUUGAAGGUGAGGUGCCAUAUGAAGGUGUCUUUUCAAAUUCCUCAGAAAUAUCUCUCGUCGGAAAUGAAAAACUAUGCGGUGGAAUUCUAACACUUCAUUUGCCAAAAUGUGUUGUCAAAUCAUCGUCAACAAAAUCUCAUCAUUUAAUCAAAAUUUUAUUCUCUAUUCUUAACAUUGUAGUUAUGUUAUUCAUCCUUUUGUUGUGCUAUACUUUGCUUUAUAGAAGAAAAAGAAAAAAUGAUUUAAGAAAUGCAUCUGGUUUAUCUUUAAGCCCUCCAUAUCCAAAAAUUUCCUAUGCAAAAUUAGUUGAAGCUACAAAUGCUUUCUCCACUACGCACCUAGUAGGAUGUGGAAGAUAUGGCUCUGUUUAUGCAGGCAACUUAAGAGAAUAUGAUGUUAUUGUGGCUAUUAAAGUAUUUAACCUUGAGGUUCAUGGAGCUUUGAGGAGUUUUACAGAUGAAUGUGAUGCACUAAGAAGCAUACGACAUCGUAAUCUUGUACGAGUCCUAAGUUCCUGCUCGAGCAUUGAUAUUCAAGGCAAUGAAUUUAAAGCUUUGAUCUUCGAAUUCAUGUCAAAUGGAAACUUAGACACGUGGCUACACCAAGAACAUAAGAUUGACGAAGAUGAUGUUCUCUCUUUGGUAAAAAGAUUAAGUAUUGCUAUCGAUGUCGCAGAAGCUUUGGAGUAUCUUCACCAUAGCUGUGAACCACCAAUCAUUCACUGUGACAUAAAGCCAAGUAACAUUCUACUUGACGAAAACAUUACUGCACAUGUGGGUGAUUUUGGACUUUCAAGAAUGUUUGAUGAGAAUUUGAAUAUAUCUCGUCAAGAUUAUUCCAGCCAAAGUGGCAUUAAAGGAACUAUUGGCUAUAUUGCCCCAGAGUAUGGUGAAGUAGCUCCCUUGUCUCCAUCUGCAGAUGUUUAUAGUUUUGGAAUAGUAUUACUAGAGAUGCUUACUGGAAGAAGGCCUACCGAUGACGUUACAAUUGGAAGAAAUAAUACAGACUAUGAAUCACUCGUUGAGUUCAAGAAUCAGUUUCUAAAGCAAAGCAAAGUGGAUCCUCCGACCAUUUUCGCAAGGUCAUGGAAUGCCACCAACAACUUUUGCUUAUGGGAAGGGGUCUCGUGCAGCUUCAAGCACCAUGACAGAGUCACAGCCUUGGAUCAUUGUUCUGUCGGGUUGGUCGGUCCUAUUCCUCCUUCCAUAUUCAAUCUCACCUUUCUAAGAAGGCUUGAUCUCAGCAUCAACAUGCUCUAUGGAGCUAAUGACAUUUUAGGAAGAAUCCCGUUUGAACUUGAUAGGUACACCAAUCUAAUUGCUAUAGGUAUGGAGAUGAACCUUUUCGAAGGUCCCAUACCCGAGACCAUUGGAAUGCUUGGAAGGCUACAUGCUUUAUUUUUUUAUGGGAAUGACCUUACAGGAAUUAUACCUUACUCCUUAGAAAAUCUCACAAGACUUGGCGAGUUGGAUUUAAGAUCCAAUCAAUUAACAGGCCAUAUGCUAUCAAGCCUAAAAAAUCUUCAGCUUCUCAAUUUCUUGUCUCUUGGUUAUAAUAAUCUAACUGGCGGGAUUCCGAGAGAAAUUUUUUUCAUUCCUUCUCUUUCACUUGGUUUGGAUUUGUCUUAUAACUCUUUCACUGGGUCUCUACCAUUAGAAGUUGGUCUUCUAAUAAAUAUCGUCUAUCUUGAUUUUUCUCAUAAUAACUUGAGAGGAGAAAUUCCAAAAACACUUGGAAGUUUUCAAUCAUUGCUUGAAUUACGUAUGGAAUACAACGUCUUCCAAGGCCCCAUCCCUACUUCUCUAAGCAGCUUGAAGAGUAUUGAAAUACUAGACCUUUCACAUAAUAAUAUAUCAGGUGUUAUUCCUCAAUUUCUACAAAAACUUGUCUUUCUUGAGAAUUUGAAUUUAUCAUUUAAUAAUCUUGAAGAAGCUUUGGAGUACCUUCACUAUAGUUGUGAACCAUCAAUCAUUCACUAUGACAUAAAGCCAAGUAACAUCCUACUUGACAAUAACCUUGUUGCGCAUGUGGGUGAUAUGUGGGUGAUUUUGGAUGUGGGUGAUUUUGGACUCUCAAGAAUGCUUUAUGAGAAUGUGAAUAUAUCUCAUCAAGAUUAUUCCAACAAAAGUGGCAUUAAAGGAACUAUUGGCUAUAUUGCCCCAGAGUAUGGUGAAGUAGCUCCCCUGUCUCCAUCUGCAGAUGUUUAUAGUUUUGGAAUAGUAUUACUAGAGAUGCUUAUUGGAAGAAGGCCUACUGAUGACGUAAAGGGGAAGGCCGCCAUUGAUGUUGUUUGUAAUCCCUUGGGAAAAUCAGGCGGUGCUUUGAUUCAACAGUUCAUGAUCUUAACUUUUAGCUUUUUAACCCUAAACUCCACUCCCUGUAUUGGAGGAAUACUGUUGGUCAUUGUUCUUGCAUGGUUGGGGGCGGCAAAGUCUCUGAAUUCACACUUCUCUGCAUUAGCCAAGCAAGAGCUGGAGAAAGAGAGGGUAAAGGGAAAGAGCAGGGAACCUGUGAUUGAUGUUUCUGCAAAAGAAGCUAAAAGCCUGGUGGACAAGGAAGAGAAUGGCUCUCUUCCUGUACCUGAAUCAUCAGCAAAUGGUUCAGCUCUGCAACAGAAAAUAGCUUCAGAGCCUGAAACCCCAACCCAGCUUCCUCAAAUUAUUAGUGUCAACAGACUCUUAAUUAUCCUAUUGUCUGUCUGUUUAUCUUCCAAACAAUUGUUUGCAGUUGGAAUAAAUAAUACAGACUACAAAUCACUCAUUGCAUUCAAGAAUCAGUUUCUAAAGAAAAGCAAUGUGAAUUCUUCUACCAUUUUCGCGAGCUCAUGGAAUGCCACCAACCACUUUUGCUCAUGGGAAGGGGUCACGUGCGGCUUCAAGCACCGCAACAGAGUCACAGCCUUGGAUCUCCAUUCCGUCGGGUUGGUCGGUCCUCUUCCUCCUUCCAUAUUCAAUCUCACCUUCCUAAGAAGGCUUGAUCUCAGCCUCAACGAGCUGUAUGGUGAGAUCCCUCAAAUUCUGGCUUGCUUACCACGACUACAACAUCUUAACUUGAGCUUUAACUCAUUUGAUGGAGACAUUCAUGCUAUUCUGAUGAUGAACCAUAGCUCUGCUCUCCAAGUUCUUGACCUUACUAACAACCAUAUGAUCACAGGAAAAAUACCUCUUGUUAUAAACUCCAUGUCGCCACUCAAAUUCCUCAGUCUCUAUCAAAACAACAUCAUUGGCACCAUCCCACCUUCACUUGCCAAUUUAUCUUUCUUGGAAAGUUUUUUUGUCGCAUAUAACCAUCUAGAGGGAGGCAUCCCACCAGAGAUUGGCGUUCUUCAAAAGUUGAAACAUUUUGAUGUGGCUGUUAAUAAACUUUCAGGUAACAUUCCUUCUUCAUUCUACAACCUAUCAUCACUGCAGAUUAUUACGGUGACAAAAAAUCACCUCUCUGGUUACAUCUCAGCCAAUAUUGCCCAAGCUUUUCCAAACCUUCGAGCCUUUCUUAUUGGUGUAAAUAAUUUCCUUGGUUCACUUGAUCGAGCUCUUCAAAAUGUGACCAACUUAGUCCUUUUGGAAGUUAGCAAAAAUAAUUUUACAGGAGUGGUGCCACCAGACCUUGGAAAAAUGUACAAUCUUGUAUACCUCAAUAUGGGAGAAAACCAAUUUGAAGCAAAUGAUGAAAAGGAAUGGAGAUUUCUUAAUUCAUUAACAAAUUGCACCAUUUUACAAACUUUAGGACUUUCUGGUAAUAACCUCCGUGGAAGGCUACCCAAAUCAUUUGGGAACCUCUCCAUGGAGCUUCAACGAAUAAAAGGAUCUAAUCACAUUAUAGGAAGAAUCCCUUUUGAACUUGAUAGGUACACCAAUCUAAUUAGUUUAAUAAUGGACAACAAUCAUUUGGAAGGUUCUAUACCCGAGACCAUUGGAAUGCUUGGAAGGCUACAAGUUUUAGAUUUUUAUGGGAAUGAUCUUACGGGAAUUAUUCCUUACUCCUUAGAAAAUCUCACAAGACUUAGUUUGUUGUAUUUAGGAUCUAAUCAAUUAACAGGCCAUAUACCUCCAAGCAUAAAAAACUUCCAGCAUCUCACUUCAUUGGAUCUCAGUUUUAACAAUUUAACUGGUCUGAUUCCAAGAGAUCUUUUUUUCAUUCCUUCCUUUUCAAUUGCUUUGGAUUUGUCAAAAAACUCUUUCGUUGGGUCUCUACCAUUAGAAGUUGGUCGUCUAAUAAAUCUCGUUUACCUUGAUUUUUCUAAUAAUAAUUUGAGAGGAGAAAUUCCAAAAACACUUGGAAGUUGUCAAUCAUUGCUUGAAUUAUAUAUGGAUUACAACUUCUUCCAAGGCCCCAUCCCUAUUUCUCUAAGCAGUGUGAAGAGUCUUGAAAUACUAGACCUUUCACAUAAUAAUUUAUCAGGUGUUAUUCCUCAAUUUCUACAAAAACUUAUCUUUCUUAAGAAGUUAAAUCUAUCAUUUAAUAAUCUUGAAGGUGAGGUUCCAUAUGAAGGUGUCUUUGCCAAUUCCUCAGAAAUAUCUCUCAUUGGAAAUGAAAAACUAUGCGGUGGAACUCUAACAGUUCAUUUGCCAAAAUGUGUUGCCCAAUCAUCGUCAACAAAAUCUCAUCAUUUAAUCAAAAUUUUAUUCCCAAUUCUUAACAUUGUAGUUAUGUUAUUCAUCCUUUUGUUGUGCUAUACUUUGCUUUAUAGAAGGAAAAAUAAAAAAGAUUUAAGAAACGCAUCUGGUUUAUCUUUAAGCCCUCCAUAUCCAAAAAUUUCCUAUGCAAAAUUAGUUGAAGCUACAAAUGCUUUCUCCACUACGCACCUAGUAGGAUGUGGAAGAUAUGGCUCUGUUUUUGCAGGCAACUUAAGAGAUUAUGAUGCUAUUGUGGCUAUUAAAGUAUUUAACCUUGAGGUUCAUGGAGCUUUGAAGAGUUUUACAUAUGAAUGUGAUGCAUUAAGAAGCAUACGACAUCGUAAUCUUGUACGAGUCCUAAGUUCAUGCUCGAGCAUUGAUAUUCAAGGGCAUGAGUUUAAAGCAUUGAUCUUUGAAUUCAUGCCCAAGGGAAACUUAGACACGUGGCUCCACCGAGAAUAUGAGAUUGAUGAAGAUAAUCUUCUCUCUUUGGAAAAAAGAUUAAGUAUUGUCAUCAAUGUUGCAGAAGCUUUGGAGUAUCUUCACCAUAGUUGUGAACCACCAAUUAUUCACUCUGACAUAAAGCCAAGUAACAUUCUACUUGACAAUAACAUUAUUGCACAUGUGGGUGAUUUUGGACUCUCAAGAAUGCUUUAUGAGAAUGUGAAUAUAUCCAACAAAAGUGGCAUUAAAGGAACUAUUGGCUAUAUUGCGCCAGAACAUGGAGAAGUAGCUCCCCUGUCUCCAUCUGCUGAUGUUUAUAGUUUUGGAAUAGUGUUACUAGAGAUGCUUAUUGGUAGAAGGCCUACUGAUGAUGUUUUCAGUGAUAACUUAACUCUACGUAAUCACAUUAAAAUGAUGUUUCCUCAUGGAAUCAAUUGCAUAGUAGAUCCUAAAAUGUUUACAAAAGAGCAAAGAGAUGCUAUCAAAGGGGGUGGAGAACAACCACGAUGGUUUAGUUGCCAAAGCAUCAACAAAUGCUUGCUUUCCUUGACAGAAUUAGGUCUCUGUUGCACAGUUUCAUCUCCAAAAGAAAGGCCUUCCAUGAAAGAUGUUGCUGCAAAAUUACAUGCAAUUCGAGUUUCUUACGUACCUUCAGGCUGAUGAAAAUGAUAUGUUCUUGAAGAAAAGCUAGCAUGUAGA